CAGCCCCAGAGCCACUGGAGGAACAUGAAGGACUUUUUUUACAAAGCGUGGUGCUGGGGCAGGGCUGUUUCGGGCAGCCUUUCUGCCGGGGCAGGGCUGUUUCGGGCAGCCUUUCUGCCGGGGCAGGGCUGUUUCGGGCAGCCUUUCCGUGGGCACGGGGCUGGCAGCACCUCCCGCUCGGCGGUACCGGGAGCAGCGAGCCCUGGCGGCCGGGGCUCCUUCCCUGCCUUAAUCCCGCACCUUUCUCCCCCUCCCCUUCCCAAUAAACUCAGUUCAGCUUCCGCUCGAUCCCGGCUCCUUCUGCGCCCUCAGCCGGGACCGCAGCGCCGGCCCGGAACGGCCAAGCCCGGCCGCGCGUUCCGGGGGACGGCGGCGCUGAGGGACGGGCUGAGGGCCCGGUGUCACCAUGGCCGCGUCCCCCGGGCAGCGCCGCCGCUGGGAACGGUACCGGGGCUGGGAACGGCCCGGCUGAAGGGCAGCGUGGUGCAGGAGGACACCGAGGAGUGGCAGAAGGAUCCCCGUUUCACCGGGCUGCACAGAGUGGGAGGUGUGGAUUUAUCCUACAUCAAGGGCGACGAGAGCCGUGCCUGCGCCUCCCUGGUCGUGCUCAGCUACCCGGGGCUCGAGGUGCUGUACCAGGAUUGCCGCAUGGUGCCCGUCACUGCCCCGUACGUGGCCGGGUUCUUGGCCUUCCGAGAGGUCCCUGUCCUGGUGGAAGCUGUCCAAAGACUUCAGCAGGAGGAGCCCCAGCUCCAGCCUCAGGUGCUUCUGGUAGAUGGGAAUGGCCUGCUCCAUCCCAGAGGAUUUGGCAUAGCCUGUCACCUCGGAGUCCUGACAGACCUGCCGUGCAUUGGUGUGGCCAAGAACCUCCUGCAGGUGGAUGGCUUGGUCAGGGAUGAGCUGCACAGGGAGCAGGUUCGUUCCCUGCAGAGGUCAGGAGAGACAUUCCCACUGACAGGCACCUCAGGGAAGGUCCUGGGCAUGGCGCUGCGGAGCUACAACAACAGCUCCAAGCCGCUGUACGUGUCCGUGGGGCACCGUGUGAGCCUGGGCACGGCCGUGCGCCUCGUCAGGGCCUGCUGCCGCUUCCGCGUCCCGGAGCCCAUCCGCCAGGCUGACAUUAGGUCCAGGGAGUACCUUCGGAAGCUGCCCUGCGCUCCACGGGACGUGCUGGAGCCUGCCAGCCCAGAGAGCAGCAAAAAGGAGGCUGAAUUGGAGGAUUAGUCUGGUGCCAGAAGAAAGUGCAGAGCUGCUCUUCGCUGGGCCCUCUCCUGCACCAAGGCUGGGUGCUGCUGGGUGCAGGAGCCCAGUGCCACCCUGAGGGACAGCUGUGCCAGGCUGUGUCCCACAGGACAGCACCAGCCACUGCUCAGGGGGAAUCCUUGCAGUGAAUUUCUCAGGGUUCCUUUUCAAGUCCUGUUAAAGUCCUUGUGCAAGCAGAGGCUCACCUGUAAGUUUGCAGCACCUGGCUGGAGUCCUUGGGCUGCUGCAGGGGGUGAUUUAGAGAUGCUGAGGUGUUCCCACUGCAGAGCCAGUCUGUGUCUCCCACCACACCUCUGGAACUGAGCCCUCCUUUCCCUGUCCCUGCAGCCUGGGCUGUUCUCUGCACAUUCCUGGGGAGCAGCAGCCCUGUUCCAGCUCCAGCAGCCCUGUUCCAGCUCCAGCAGCC
Molecule: messenger RNA, 1669 nt
Organism: Parus major (Great Tit)
Lineage: Eukaryota; Metazoa; Chordata; Aves; Passeriformes; Paridae
Gene: ENDOV
Product: endonuclease V
Exons: 9
Coding region: 25-1224 (399 amino acids)
Biological process (GO): DNA repair
Cellular component (GO): nucleolus; cytoplasm
Molecular function (GO): single-stranded RNA binding; RNA endonuclease activity producing 5'-phosphomonoesters, hydrolytic mechanism
Source: RefSeq, a predicted model, not a curated record